Miscanthus lutarioriparius is the source of this 1257-nucleotide messenger RNA. The record is from the annotation of a GenBank genome assembly. Lineage: Eukaryota; Viridiplantae; Streptophyta; Magnoliopsida; Poales; Poaceae.
AUGCAGACGCAGACGCAGACCCAAACGACGCCGCCGCAAAAGCAACAGCAGCCGCCCCCUUCUUCACAGAUGACGACGAGGCGGCCGGCGGAUCAGGUUGAGGAGGCGGCGGCCAAGGCGACGGAGGACAUGAAGAGCCGGGUGGACGGCUUCGACGCCGGGAAGCCGCCGCCGUUCCGCAUCGGCGACGUGCGCGCGGCGGUGCCGGAGCACUGCUGGCGCAAGAGCCCCUGGCGGUCGCUGUGGUACGUGGCGCGCGACGUGGCGGUGGUGGCGGCGCUGGGCGCGGCGGCGGCGGCGGGCAUGGAUAGCUGGGCGGUGUGGCCGGUGUACUGGGCGGCGCAGGGGACCAUGUUCUGGGCGCUCUUCGUCCUGGGACACGACUGUGGUCACGGGAGUUUCUCGGACAGCGCGACACUCAACAGCGUGGUGGGGCAUCUCCUACACUCCUUCAUCCUCGUCCCCUACCAUGGAUGGAGGAUCAGCCACAGAACACACCAUCAGAACCACGGCCACAUCCACAGGGACGAGUCAUGGCACCCGAUCACGGAGGGGCUGUACCGGCAACUGGAGCCACGCACAAAGAAGCUAAGAUUCACGGUCCCCUUCCCAUUGCUCGCAUUCCCCGUCUACCUCUUGUACAGGAGCCCUGGAAAGACGGGCUCCCACUUUCUUCCCAGCAGUGAGCUGUUCAGCCCCAAGGAGAAGGGAGACGUCAUGGUCUCAACCACCUGCUGGUGCAUCAUGCUCGCCUCCCUCCUCGCCAUGGCGUGCGCAUUCGGCCCAGCCCAAGUGCUCAAGAUGUACGGCCUCCCAUACCUUGUGUUUGUGAUGUGGCUUGACUUGGUGACGUACCUGCACCACCAUGGCCACCAGGAGCGCCUUCCCUGGUACCGCGGCGAGGAGUGGAGCUACCUGCGCGGUGGCCUGACGACGGUGGACAGGGACUACGGCUGGAUAAACAACAUCCACCACGACAUCGGCACCCAUGUCAUUCAUCACCUCUUCCCGCAGAUCCCGCACUACCAUCUCGUUGAAGCUACCAAGGCAGCGAAGCCAGUACUGGGGCGAUACUACCGGGAGCCGCAGAAGUCAGGGCCGCUGCCACUGCACCUCCUUGGCGUGCUCCUCAGGAGCCUCAGAGUCGACCACUUCGUCAGCGACCAUGGGGAUGUUGUCUACUACCAAACUGACCAUGACCUGAACACUAGUACUGCUCACGGCUGGGCCGCCCAAAACCAUCAUAAGCAAAAAUGA